GAGAUAGUUUUGACUUGAUGGAUGGAAUACUCGGCAUGAGUUUAGCUCCCUCUGUAGAUGAAGGAGGUGGAAGAUUAUAUUAUCAUGCAAUGUCUAGUCCCACAGAAAAUUGGGUGUAUACGUCGUAUCUCAGAAAUGAAACACGUUUCUCGCAGAAUCCAGAAUCCUCUCCAGAAAUUUUCAAUACUUACCGUCUAGAUAGAAGGACCCAAAGUGCUGCCGAAGCUAUCAAUAAGGAUGGAGUUCUGUUUUUCGGGUUGAUGAGCGACAUAAAAAUUGCAUGCUUCAAUAUCAGAGGAGAUUAUGGUGAUUGGAGAAGUACGGACAUUGUCGCUGAUAAUCCGAUCACUUUACAGUUUGUUAGCGGAAUGAAGGUAGUCAAAAACAGAAAGGGAGUGGAAAAAUUGUUAGUGUUGACAUCCAGAUUCCAAAAAGUGGCAAAAGGAAUUUUAGAUACGUCUGAAAUAAAUUUCCGAAUCCUAGUUGCCGAUGUUGAUACCUUGAUAUAUAGAAAGAAUUGUGGAAAACAAAAUAUAUGGAAAGAAUAUGGUGUUUUUUGGUAACUUCACGAAAAUUUAAAUAUGAAAAUGCAUUUUUAUAUGAAACACUCUUUUUUCAUUCUGGUUUUAUCCAAUUUUGUUAUAAUCAAUCCAUAAUUGAGUUUUUGCAGACGAAUUUCACCUGUAAAACUAUAAAAUACAGAAAUAU
Molecule: messenger RNA, 708 nt
Organism: Leptinotarsa decemlineata (Colorado potato beetle)
Lineage: Eukaryota; Metazoa; Arthropoda; Insecta; Coleoptera; Chrysomelidae
Product: major royal jelly protein 9
Cellular component (GO): extracellular region
Source: RefSeq, a predicted model, not a curated record